Carassius auratus (goldfish) is the source of this 3271-nucleotide messenger RNA. RefSeq names its product mannosyl-oligosaccharide 1,2-alpha-mannosidase IB-like. Gene Ontology annotation, molecular function: calcium ion binding; mannosyl-oligosaccharide 1,2-alpha-mannosidase activity. The transcript is spliced from 10 exons. Gene Ontology annotation, biological process: carbohydrate metabolic process; mannose trimming involved in glycoprotein ERAD pathway. The coding region runs from base 33 to 1292 and encodes 419 amino acids. Gene Ontology annotation, cellular component: extracellular exosome; endoplasmic reticulum; Golgi membrane. NCBI's taxonomy places the organism in Eukaryota, Metazoa, Chordata, Actinopteri, Cypriniformes, Cyprinidae. The record is from RefSeq and is a predicted model, not a curated record.
AUAUCUACUUCCUUUCUGCAGGUAAUUCCCAGAUGGGGGCCACUAUAGUAGACGCCCUGGAUACCCUUUACAUAAUGGGCCUCCACGAUGAGUUUAAGGAUGGCCAGGAGUGGAUCAAGCAAAACUUGGAUUUCAGUGUGAAUGCAGAAGUAUCUGUCUUUGAGGUCAACAUCCGCUUCAUUGGAGGGCUUCUGGCUGCAUACUACCUCUCCGGACAGGAGGUUUUUAAGGUGAAGGCUGUCCAGCUGGCAGAAAAGCUGCUUCCUGCCUUCAACACCCCAACAGGCAUCCCUUGGGCCAUGGUUAAUUUGAAGAGUGGAGUGGGGCGUAACUGGGGCUGGGCAUCAGCUGGAAGCAGUAUUCUGGCUGAGUUCGGGACGCUGCACAUGGAGUUUGUGCACCUGACGUAUCUGACUGGAAACCCUGCCUACUAUCAGAAGGUGAUGCACAUACGGAAGCUGCUGGCUAAGAUGGACCGACCCAAUGGGCUUUACCCCAACUACCUGAACCCACGCACUGGACGCUGGGGCCAGCAUCACACCUCAGUAGGUGGGUUGGGUGAUAGUUUCUAUGAGUACCUGUUGAAGGCCUGGCUGAUGUCUGAUAAAACGGACACAGAGGCACGCAAGACGUACGAUGAUGCCAUCGAGGCAAUUGAGCGCCACCUCAUCCGUAAGUCCAAUGGUGGCCUUACUUUCAUCGGGGAGUGGAAAAACGGCCACUUGGAGCGUAAGAUGGGUCACCUGACUUGCUUUGCUGGGGGUAUGUUUGCCCUGGGGGCUGAUGGGUCGCCAGAUGAUAAAGCUGGACACUAUCUGCAGCUCGGAGCAGAGAUUGCACACACCUGCCAUGAAAGCUACGAUCGCACUGUGCUGAAGCUCGGCCCAGAAGCCUUUAAGUUCGACAGUGGGCUGGAAGCAGUGGCUGUGAGACAGAAUGAGAAAUACUAUAUCCUGAGGCCUGAGGUCAUCGAGACAUACUGGUACAUGUGGAGAUUUACCCACGACCCCAAAUACAGGCAGUGGGGUUGGGAAGCAGCGCAGGCUAUAGAUAAAUACUGCCGAGUGAGCGGAGGAUUCUCUGGUGUUAAAGACGUCUACUCCUCCAACCCCACCUAUGAUGACGUCCAGCAAAGCUUCUUCCUGGCGGAAACCCUCAAGUAUCUCUAUCUACUUUUCUCCAGCGAUGAGCUGCUGCCUCUUGAGAGCUGGGUGUUCAACACGGAGGCCCAUCCUCUGCCCGUCCUGCACCUGGGCAACAUCACCCUGCCUGGCAGCGAGACCCAGCGGUAGAGCGGACUCACCGGGGGGGCGCUCUCCCCCUCGCUCGCCCCAUUUCUAAACAUCUCCCUCCUUGUGAAAGACAGCAGCUGCCAGUGCAAAGGAGAGGAGAGAACUUAUACCCACCAACCCCUGUCUCCUCCUGGACCGUGAAUCAUGGGACUUCAGUGAACGGAGGGGACUGGAACAGACCCAUCUCUCUUUAUCUAUGUCUCUCUCAUAUAUUCUCUGAAGGACAGACUGUCGGAUUGAUCAUGUGUCUCUCUCUUGUGGCCGCAGGUCUGACAUGUUCGUACACACUGUAUAUGCAUUGGCAGACUAAAAGACCCUCUGAAAUGGAUGUUUGUUUCUCACUGGGGAAGGAUUUUAACAAGUUAAUUUGUGCCCCCCCCCCACACUCUCUCUAUAAUUCGGUGGCAUUUCAUAUCAUCAGCUCAGCUCUAAAUCAAAAUGAUGGAUAAAUGUUUUUUUUUUUUUUGGACCAGACUGCCUUCAGAGCCUUUGACUCUGUGAGCUGGGCUUCUGGAGAUGGCAGAUGUUGGAUGUGACCUGUGAAAUCUUUCUCCAGCUGAGACUGAAUUUAGGCCAGAGGCACCAGGAAUGUUCUUUUCACCUGGAUUUCUCUUCAGACAGUCUCUCCGAGGUCUCUUUGUUAAGGUUAGGGGGUAAAAAGGGACACAUGCUGCUAUCGAACAGCUGCUGCCUGUGACACAGUCACCACCGUCAUUCCAGAAACCUUCACUUUCUGCAUCGUUCCAUUCCCAUCUUCUUCUUUUUUUUCCAUCCAUUGUGAAUGCCCAGAGUGUCAUUCAUACUGCAUUCUGAAAAAAGGAUGGACUGGUGUUUGGUUAUGCAUCACAAUGAAUCACCACUUGAAGAGACUGUAUCUUGUGGAGAGAAAUCACAGUGCUCUAGAUGCUAAUGCUCACGGCAGUCACCAUUUGUUUUCAUUUGUCGAUCGUGCCGCUCUGUAAGACCAGACCAGAUUCUUUCAACAGCCAAGGUUUACCACUAAUCGUAGCCAACGAGCUAGAGAUUUAUAUAUAUGGGGUUAAGAGUUCAUAAACACACUGUGUGCCCUUUACAAGAAACCUAGAGUAAAUAAACAAUGCAAGGAUUUGAAAUGCCAUUGCAUAACAACUAAGCCCAUGAUGUAUGAUGUUGGGAAUACUCCCGAAUGCUUUUUGUCAUUUCAGUUUCUGGAUGUGUCUUCUUUAGUCAAAUGCAUAUCUCUGAGUUUUAACAUGACUUAUUCAAUCCUGGACAUGUUUUCUGAAACACGGUGGUGGUGGACAGAUUUCUGAUAUCAGAUGACUAAACACAACCUGCAGCCAAUCAUAUUGAAGAAUUUUGUUUGUUUGUAUUUAUUUUUUUUUGGUUUAAUGACCUUUAAUGAAUAUUGAUUCAGUCUCUUUAGAAGAUGUGCUCAGCCUUAUGCUCUCAGACUCGAGUUGUUGUUUUUUGUUUGUUUUUUUAUCUUCAAGUGUGUAAAAUGGCACAUCCACCGAAGAUUUCAUGUAGUCGACCAGAAGGAAAGCUAAUUAUUUUCUCAUCUUGGUUAAUGAAGAAACUGUGAGAAUUGGUGUGUCAGGAAGACUCGAGCACCACUGAUGGGAUGCUGGGUGCCAUCGAUCAGCCCCCCUUAAGCGUCUUUCACUUUAUAUCCCGUCAUUUCAGUUCCUCAGUUCCUAAAGCUCUCAUCUGAGUGUGUGUGAGAGAUGUGUCCUCCCCUCUAGAUGGCAGCAGUGGUGUCCGGCUGCCCCUGAAUGGCAUUUCUUUUCUUUUCUUUUCUCCCAGUAACAUGACUGACUUAAUGGUGAGUGAAGCCCGGGCCAAAACUCUUCCCAGUUGUUGGUGGGUGGGUUUUGACAAAGCUGUGCUCUGUAUUUGUAUUUUUACUGAACAAAAAAAUAUAUAAUAAUUGUAAAUAUGUUUAAAAUGCCACACAAAUUCAAUAAAGAUGUUACAAGAAAUGAACGUGAUAAAAAAAA